This is a messenger RNA of Panthera uncia (snow leopard), 1664 nucleotides long. It is a transcript of the gene ATG12, whose product is annotated as autophagy related 12. The transcript is spliced from 4 exons. Gene Ontology annotation, biological process: nucleophagy; autophagosome assembly; autophagy of mitochondrion. Gene Ontology annotation, cellular component: cytoplasm; Atg12-Atg5-Atg16 complex; phagophore assembly site membrane. The record is from RefSeq and is a predicted model, not a curated record. NCBI's taxonomy places the organism in Eukaryota, Metazoa, Chordata, Mammalia, Carnivora, Felidae. The coding region runs from base 262 to 684 and encodes 140 amino acids.
UGCGCGCUUGGCGGGGCGCGGGUACGUGGUUCAGUGACUCCUUCCGGGGGCUGUUGCUGUGAGAAAACCGUAGUUGCGGUAUUAAGAGUCAGGGCUCUGCGACAGGUUCCACAUAGAGGACCAACCGGCAACUCCAACCAGCCCCGUUGGGUUGGGUCGUGCCGGCCUACUCUGGCGCCUCUGUAGCGACGCCCUCGGCGUAAAGCCCUCCCACUGCACGCGCUGAGCCACCACUUCCGCCCUCGCCUUCCACUGAGCAAGAUGGCUGAGGAGCCGGAGUCUGCGCUGCAGCUCCCUCCCUCAAGUACUACUGAUGGCGAAGGACCUACGGAGGUCUCCCCAGAAACAGCCACUCCGGAGCCUCCUUCUUCCGCUGCAGUCUCCCCGGGAACAGAGGAACCUGCCGGCGACACCAAGAAAAAAAUUGAUGUCCUCUUGAAGGCUGUGGGAGACACCCCUAUAAUGAAAACAAAGAAGUGGGCUGUAGAGCGAACCCGAACCAUUCAAGGACUCAUUGACUUCAUCAAAAAAUUCCUUAAGCUUGUGGCCUCUGAACAGUUGUUUAUUUAUGUGAAUCAGUCCUUUGCUCCCUCCCCAGACCAGGAGGUUGGAACCCUCUAUGAGUGUUUUGGCAGUGAUGGUAAACUGGUCCUACAUUACUGCAAAUCUCAGGCCUGGGGAUGAAGUACAGAGAAAAAGAUCUUGCUACCCAAAUGAAUCUUCACAAAGGAAACAGCCUUGGAAAAAGUUUUGAUACUUGUGACAAGAGACUUGUGUAUGUGAUCUAGUUAGCAUGUAUCUACCAUGACUUCUGUUUAUGCCUAAGGAAAUCCAUAGAGUAGAUGGGCUCACAAAAAUGUGAUUUGUAUUAAUACACAAAUCAUCAUAGAAGAUUGACUUUAGAGUAUACCCAUUACUACAGCUCUUGCUCCAAAUCUGCCUCCAGUGUGUUGAAAAGGAGACUAAGACUGUAGAAAACUUCUUCGUUACCAGUUCUCAGUGACUGAAAUUGUUUACUUGUCGAAUGAACACUCUGCUGAUUUUUUCCACUGUAAAAGGCAGUUUACUAAGGGAUUCUUUUUGUGUGCAUUCAGGGAAGUUCAGUUUGAGGUAUGGGUUAUGCCUUUUCUCAUGUGCAUUUAGACCUACGGUGUUAGGAAGUAGGAACAGAGACUGGCUGGCUUUAUAUCUCACAUGGUCCAGUAGGUGGCAGCCUAGCUGGCAGAAAGAUUUCAGCAGUUUGGUUUUACAUUUUUCCCGGAUGAUAAUGGAGGGAAAAAGCGUCUCCUGCUACUUUGUAGCAAUUUGUAGCAAACAUCUAGCCGAGAGAGCAGGCAUGUUGACACAUUAGAAGGCUGCUUUAGAGAAUGUGCCUGGUUUACAAUUAUUUUAGUGGGAAACGUAAGGAAUUUUACAAAUUCUGGACAACUGAGCAUACAGCACUUCAGUCCUAUCAUUUAAGGAGUGUGAGUCCUAAUGGUUGUAACUGUGGUGUCAUUUUGUGUCUUAUUUUUACAAUGUCAAAAGCAUUUAAUGAGUAAAGCCAGGAACAUCUUUGAGUUUUUUAUAAUCCAUUUUCUACCCUGAAAAUGCUCAAAGAAUAAUGGAUAGCCUUAGGUUUUUUGUGUAUUUCAUUCUAUGACUAAAAGUACCAUUUUUCCUGA